UACAGCUCAUUGCAUGCUCCAGAGGGUAGGGCAUAAUUACUCUGUCGGCGGAUAACUCAAGUUCAACCAAGUGAGUUUCCAAAGCAGAGUUGAAGACCAAAGUCAUCAAAUUUCUAAAUUGCCUCCACCACCUCUCACUCUCUCCCUAUAUACUCUCUCUCUCUCUGCUCUACAUAAAUUCUCUCCCACUCACUCACUCGGUGUGAUUUCAGUCUCUCUCUCUCUCUCUCUCUCUCUCUCUCUCUGUGCUUCGCAGAUUCUCUCACUAGUAACUAGCACUGUCGGGGGAGUGGAGGGAGAGAGAACUUCAAAUACCAUAUACCCACUGGAGGGCUCAUCUCUCUAAAGCUUUCACACCAUUCUCUCCCAUUUUCAGUGCAGGGUUGAGGGAGUUAAUUGCAACAAUAUCAUGAAAUCUAAGCAUAAUUCUUCAGGAAACAGAACAAGAAGCACGAUAUCUAUAUUCGUUGUUAUUGCUCUGUGUUGUUUCUUCUACCUUCUUGGAGCAUGGGAAAAGAGUGGUUUUGGAAAAAGAGAUAGCAUAGCAUUUCCAGUAACCAAGCAGACAGAUUGCAGCAAUGUCUUUACUAAUUUGAACUUUGAAACACUUCACAACAUUGAGGAGAUAGUUGAACCCUCUGAACCUAAAGUCAAAGAGUUCAAGCCUUGUGAUGUUAAGUAUGCUGAUUAUACUCCUUGUCAAGAGCAAGACCGAGCAAUGAAAUUCCCCAGGGAAAAUAUGAUAUACAGGGAAAGGCAUUGUCCACCAGAAGAGGAAAAAUUGCAUUGUCUUAUUCCAGAAUGGAAAGGAUAUAUGACUCUUUUCCCCUGGCCUAAAGGCCGUGACUAUGUCCACUAUGCCAACAUCCCUUAUAAAAGCCUGACAGUUGAGAAAGCUGUUCAGAACUGGGUGCAGUUUCAGGGAAAUGUUUUCAAAUUUCCAGGUGGAGGAACAAUGUUCCUCCAAGGCGCUGGUGCAUAUAUUGACGAACUAGCAUCAGGUAUUCCGAUUUCAGAUGGCUCUGUCAGGACCGCAUUGGAUACUGGUUGUGGUGUUGCAAGUUGGGGUGCAUACUUGCUAAAGAGAAAUGUAUUAGCCAUGUCCUUUGCACCACGGGAUAAUCAUGAAGCACAAGUGCAGUUUGCAUUGGAGCGACGUGUACCUGCUGUUAUUGGUGUGCUUGGAUCAAUUCGUCUCCCAUACCCAUCUAGGGCCUUUGAUAUGGCUCAGUGCUCUCGGUGUUUAAUUCCAUGGACUGCAAAUGAUGGGAUGUACCUAAAAGAAGUUGAUCGAGUCCUUAGACCUGGUGGAUAUUGGAUCUUGUCUGGACCUCCAAUUAAUUGGAAGACAUACUACAAAACGUGGAAGCGGUCUAAGGAGGAUGUCCAGACAGAGCAAAGACAGAUUGAAGCACUAGCUGAAAGUCUUUGCUGGGAGAAAAAGUAUGAGAAAGGAGAUAUGGCUAUUUGGAAGAAAAAAGUUAAUACAAAAUCCUGCAAAAGCAAGUCUGUCAAUGUAUGCCAGACAGAGGAUGCUGAUGAUGUCUGGUACAAGAAAAUGGACACAUGCGUAACCCCCUCUCCUGAGGUAACCAAUGCAAAUGAAGUAGCAGUGGGGGCGUUGAAGUUUCCUGCGAGGCUUUAUGCAGUCCCUCCUCGAAUAGCUAAUGGUUUAGUUGACGGAGUUACUACUGAAUCUUACCAAGAGGAUAAUAAACUUUGGAAAAAGCAUGUAAAUACUUACAAAAGAAUCAACAACUUGAUUGGCACUACCAGAUAUCGGAAUGUCAUGGAUAUGAAUGCAGGCCUUGGAGGAUUUGCAGCAGCCCUUGAAUCACGUAAAUCUUGGGUUAUGAAUGUUGUGCCUACAAUUGCAAAGAACACUUUAGGUGUUAUUUAUGAGAGAGGUCUCAUUGGCAUUUAUCAUGACUGGUGUGAAGGCUUCUCCACGUACCCAAGGUCGUAUGACCUUAUUCAUGCUAGUGGGGUGUUCAGCUUGUACAAGAACGAGUGCAGUCUGGAAGACAUCCUUCUGGAGAUGGACCGCAUCUUGCGGCCUGAAGGUGCCGUCAUCUUCAGGGAUGAAGUUGAUGUCCUGAACAAGGUUAGGAAGAUAGUCGGGGGCAUGAGAUGGGAUGCCAAAAUUAUGGAUCAUGAGGAUGGCCCCCUUGUGCCGGAGAAGAUAUUGGUUGUCGUUAAACAGUACUGGGUUGCCGGCAGUGGAAACAGCACAUCCAAUGAUCAGUAAACCAGGAGUGAUCAUUUGGCUGUGAAUAAAACCGAAUAUAGCGCCACAGUUAUGAAAUUGCUCUAUAGUUGGGAACCAAAGUGUUCUGAUCCUUGGGGAUGAUGAGUUGUGUGUAAUUUUAAUUUAUAGAACAUUUAUUUACUUUCUAAUUCGCUUGAUUUCACAGGGGAGUAGGAUUAUAGGAAUGUUGAAUAAUUAGUUCAAGAAUGUCACAAUGCAACAGAAUUAAUUUAUAAAGAUAUUUCUCAGUUGUCUUUCUGACCAAAGUAAA
This is a messenger RNA of Prunus dulcis (almond), 2519 nucleotides long. Its product is annotated as probable methyltransferase PMT14. NCBI's taxonomy places the organism in Eukaryota, Viridiplantae, Streptophyta, Magnoliopsida, Rosales, Rosaceae. The transcript has 7 exons. The record is from RefSeq and is a predicted model, not a curated record. The coding region runs from base 410 to 2248 and encodes 612 amino acids. Gene Ontology annotation, molecular function: methyltransferase activity. Gene Ontology annotation, cellular component: trans-Golgi network; cytoplasm; endosome.